CAUAGUGCUGGUUUCCAUCUCUCAGGCGGGAGCUUCCCGGAGCAGAGCGGAGGUCCCCGGAGGUCGAUGCGGACACGGGGCCAUGCUGGAAACAGAGGGGCAGUAGAGGCCAAGGGGCCGUCCCCACACCUGGAGCACAGAGGACCCAGGGCCAGGGCCACGGGAGCCAUGGAGAGCUUCACAGAAUCACUAAAUAGACUGAAGGAAGUCCACGAGAAUGAGGUCAUGGGCCUGCAGAACAAGCUUCUGGAACUGAACUCAGAGAGGUGCCGGGAUGCCCAGAGGGUGGAGGAGCUCUGUGCCAAGAACCACCAGCUCAGGGAGCAGCAGAAGGUGCUGAAGGAGAACCUGCGGGUGCUGGAGAACAGGCUGCGGGCUGGGCUGUGUGACCGCUGCAUGGUCACCCAGGAGCUGGCCAGGAAGAAGCAGCAAGAGUUCGAGAGCUCCCUCCUCCAGAACCUGCAGCACGUCUUCCUCCUCACCACUGAGCUGACGCGGCUGCAGGAGGAAAAUGAUGCCUUGAAGGAGGAAGUGAAGCGGCUUCAGGGCCCAGGGCCCAAGCCCCAGCUCAGGGAGGGCGCCUCGGAGCCCCCGUCACCCCUGCUGCUCCCCUCCCUGGGCGCCCGGAAGGCCGUCACUGAGAAACCACUGGGAGGCCACGAGGAGACGGAGGAUGACCACGCAGGUGCAGAAAGGCCGGGGGUGUACGGGACAUCUCCAAUGGCCAAAAUCUCCCCAAGUCCCAAUCUGCCUGAGGCACGGACCCCGGACAUGGUGAUGAACCCCCAGCGCAUCUCCAACCAGCUGCACGGGACCAUCGCCGUGGUGCGGCCAGGGUCCCGGGCCUGCUCCGCCGACCAGGGCUCCACCAAUGGGACGCCCCCACUGCCACCCACCAGGAAUAGCCCACCCAGCCCACCUGGCGAGCACAGCCUCCCUCUGGACAGCUUCCUGCAGGCCUCUCGGACCUCUGCCAAGACCUGCGAGUCCCUGAAGCACUCCCUCCAGGCCGACCGCCUCUGCCUCCUGAACCGCCACCUAACUCUGCACCUUGGCAGCCCCCCGGCCCCCACCACAGCCCCCAGCGGCCCCCAGUCCCAGGGCCUCAAGGCUGGGGAGGCGGAGGUCUGGGAGGAGCCCUCAGGCCUGCUGGGCCUGCCAGGCGCCCUGGCGGGCAUGCGGAACCCACGGCUGGAAGGCGCACUACACAUGCUCCUGGCCCAGCAGCUGCAGGCACAGGGCAGGGUGGGCAGUGCCCGGCUGAGGGGCCCUCAGGGGCCCAAAGGGAUGCCACCCUCCCCACCAGCAGACUCAGACUCCGAGGGUCCUGAGGGUGAGGCGGCCAGGGCAGCCCUGCCCAAAGGGAGGCACCCACAGCCUGCAGGCCCGGGCAGCCCCCAGGGGAAGGAGGGCACGACCACACAGGACUAUGUCCCAGACAAGCCCCUGGACCUCUCAGAGCGAGGUCGGUGCCGGGCCAGUGCCCCCAAGCCUGCCAACCAGUCAGGGUCACUCAGCCCCCCACGGGCCCCCACGCCCAGCCCUGAGCCACCCCAGGGAGUGGGACCACCUGCCCAGUGUGGAGCCCAGAGACUCAGCAAUGGCACCCAGGAAGCCAGAGAGCCAGAGGCAAAAGAGCAUCCACCUUCCCCGGACGCCCCCUACUCUGCCCCAGGGCCUCACCUCAGCCUGCCCUCUCCAAGUGGGCCAGGAGAGGAGGACAGAGGGAGGCCUAAACUGCCCCCCUACCCACCAAGGCCUGGUGGAGAUGGCCACGCAGAGCUCAGCAAAGCCCAAGGACAACAGCCGGCGUCGGAUGAGCUGGACGAGCCAGACACCUCGGACAGUGAGCCUCCAAGAAGCCGACCUGAGGAAGGAGGAACCAGGGAGCCAGGAGCCACUCACCCAGCACCAGCACCUGGGAAAAGACCGGGGCAUCCCAGCCUGCCCAGUCAUGAACCCCACCCUACUGAUUGCCCGCAGCCAGGACAGCCCCCACCACCAGCCAAGCAGACGGCCCCAGGAGUGGGGUAGUGGACUGGGUCCUGCCACAUCCAUGGGGGUGUGAAGGCCAAGAUGACUGGCCUUUGAACCCCUCCAUCUCGGAAAUGAUCUUAACCACCACUCUUACCCCAGCAUCUGCUCCCCUGUGGGGAGCGGGGUCCUGGGAGACCGGCAUGGCUCAAGCUCCAGCCAAGCCCCGCCCCCAGCCCUGCUUUGCACGGGCAGGCCCUACUGAGCAGUGCCCCUCCUCCCACCAACCCAGACUCUACCCAGACUACUACCCUGGACCCAGGGACUGCAUGCCUCGCUACCCAUUCCAGAUGGGGUGUCGAGCUCCAAGCAGUGGUCUCGGGCGCCCCCUUGAGGGGUCCCACAAGUGUGCUGCCUGGUGAGGGCUAAGAAGGCCGGCAGGCAGCAGUGCAGCGCCUCUGCAGAGAAGGGGUCCCAGGGCAUGGGGAGAAUAAAGUGUAAGGAAGGAUGA
Molecule: messenger RNA, 2485 nt
Organism: Cervus elaphus (red deer)
Lineage: Eukaryota; Metazoa; Chordata; Mammalia; Artiodactyla; Cervidae
Gene: RBBP8NL
Product: RBBP8 N-terminal like
Exons: 13
Coding region: 67-2034 (655 amino acids)
Biological process (GO): DNA double-strand break processing involved in repair via single-strand annealing; double-strand break repair via homologous recombination
Cellular component (GO): site of double-strand break
Molecular function (GO): Y-form DNA binding; double-stranded DNA binding; damaged DNA binding
Source: RefSeq, a predicted model, not a curated record